Molecule: messenger RNA, 4005 nt
Organism: Penicillium argentinense
Lineage: Eukaryota; Fungi; Ascomycota; Eurotiomycetes; Eurotiales; Aspergillaceae
Exons: 2
Coding region: 1-4005 (1334 amino acids)
Biological process (GO): protein phosphorylation
Molecular function (GO): ATP binding; protein kinase activity; protein binding
Source: RefSeq, a predicted model, not a curated record
AUGGGGUCCCUCAGAGACUACAUGAAGAAAUGCCAUCCCAUCCGAACCAAGUUGAUCAUGAUGGGAGAUGUCGGCGCGGGGCUGAUGGCGUUGCAUAAGUGUGGUAUUGUGCAUGGCGAUCUGAAAAUGGAUAACGUGGUGGUAUUCGCGUCCUUGGACCGGCCAUCCGGAACGAUUGCAAAAGUCUCGGAUUUCGGUCAUUCUAUACUUGUGAGCUCAGCUCCAGAGAAACGGACACAAUACUUCGGAACAACAUUGUACAAUUCACCGGAGGUGGCUCAACAAAAGACGCAGCCAAUCCUGGUCGAGAAUCUCCAUAAAUGCGAUAUCUGGGCAUUUGGUCUCUGUGCGUGGGAGAUCUUAGCGGAUGGACAGGUGUAUUUCCAGCGCAGUUGGAAGCACAAUCCUCAAUUCGAACGUUCGGCCCGAUCAGAGAGCCUAGCAACGCCCACGGACUCGGAGACCCAGGAGGACAGUUCUAUUGAUGGAGAUGACCAACAUGUCUUUGGUCGCUUCGAUCUAUCCUACCUCAGGAUCCUUGCCGGAGAGUUUGUGAACAACAUGAAGAUACCAGGCAUCGGCUUUGAGAAAGGGUUUCUUCGACCAUUAAUGGAUCGUACCCUUCAAGUUGAUCCCUCAAAGAGAGUGUCGGACCUAAAUCGACUUCCCAUAAUCGGAUUCUGGAAUAAGAUGUCCGGUGCCCAAUCUCUCCAGUCAAAGCUAGCUACGUAUGCCAUCUCAGGAGACAUAAGAUACUCGAUAUUUAGCAGAGAUAUCGGCCCGAACAUCAUCUGGGAACAGCAGAAGCAAUUACUGAUUGAUUUUGAAGCCGUGGCCGAGAAGUCACGCCCAGAUAAGAGUGAUGGCUCCGCCGCUUUCCAGACCAUGCUUUGUUAUGUGAAUAACUUUGGCACUUCGCAAGACCUUACGAAGGCAACUCAAUAUAUUCGCAAAGCCGAAGAGGCUGGCCAUCUCAUCGCUCGAAUCUUGGGCUCACGCAUGCUUGAUGGAUUCUCCGCGACCUCGACGAGUGCGCACAAGUCAUACAGUGAAUGUCUUGCCCUCGGCUUCAGUGUCACUCGAAAGGUUGACGCGUCCUCUUCUCUGACUGUACACAACGGCGAAGAAGUGGUGCGAUUUCCAAACUACGAGAGUUUUCGAAAGGCUUAUAUUGAUAUGAUCUCCUGGGAAGCCAUCGACAAGGUGGCUAAGGUGGACUUCUUAAACACUUUCGUCACUCAAAACCUUGCGACGGCACGCUUUCAUCCCCUGGAGAUUGUGGUUCGACAUGGAGAUAUAGAACUCCUGGAAGCUAUGCUAUCUUUAACUGAUUCGAGCAUGGUUCUAGAGCAAGAAAAAGAGACCCUUGUUGCCCAAGCUGCUGCUUGUGGUUAUGGCAAGAUCGCUUGUCGACUUCUCAGCAAAGGAGCAAUCAUAGCCUACGAAAUCUCGACCUCUAUUCUACACUGGCUUUUCUGUUUGGACAUCUCAAGCGUUAGAAAUGUCCAACAGCAGCUGGAGAACACACUGAGCAGCUCUGAUUUGAGGACUCUAGUGAAUCGGCCGUGCCCACAGAGGAUCGUUCUCCACCCCCAAUGGCCAUUCCAGGUGCAUGGUACCCCACUUGCGACAGCGGUGGCCACUGGGAACAUAGAAGUUGUCAAAUCUCUUCUAGAAAUGGGAGCUGAUCCUGCUGCCUCUGCUUUUACGAUAAUUGAAGGCGACACAGCUCCGAAAUUCACGCCUAUUCAUCUUGCUGUUCGAUACCAUAAUGCCAAGAUACUCCAACUCCUCUGGGAAGCGGAAUUUGGUAAACAGCAAAUCACAGGGACCGGAGUAUCCCUCGUUGCCAAACUCGGCUCAUUCCCCAUGGGCUGUGCAUUGAGCUUGCUUACCAAUGCCGAGCGACUCGCCAUCCACGGUAAAAACCACAAGCAAAAGUUGAAAGAGACGAUCGACCUUUUGGCACUGGAUAUUUUGCUCCAGUCAUCCCCAGAAGGCCUAAGUGCAAUCUUUCACGCGAUUGACCUCGAAGAUGUUGACGCCGUCGAACUUCUUCUGGCACAUUUCCCGGCUCUCGCUACCAGAAAGCUUGUUCAACCGGAUGACCAAAAGUUAUUCACAUAUCCACUGCAUUUUGCCGUCCAGAUAGGCGCAAAUCGUGACACGGACGAGGCCAUUCGAAUCGUUGAACAUAUCCUUAAGCUUGAUCCAACUGCCCUUAAUCGGGGAGACAGCUCAUCGGUCAAACCAAUACACAUUGCAGCAAUGGGAUCAUCCACCCGCAUGCUGAACUAUCUUCUCGAUCGCGGAGCCUCAUACGGUGAUCUCGACGGACGAAAACAAAACGCCUUGCACUUUUGUCGGACUGCGGAGAACGUAAAGAUUCUUCUGCUCGGCGGUACACGCAUCGACCACAAGGAUCAAUUGCGGUUCACACCAGCCCAUGCAGCAGCUAUACAUGGUAUGGAAGAGGUUCUACAGGCACUCAUUGAUGCAGGUGCGAACUUGAGCUUUGCAGACAACGAGAACGGUACUCCAUUGCACUGUGCGAUCCGACGAAAGUCUCGCUCGAUGAUCGAAAUGCUACUCAAAGCUGGCGUGAAUGCCGAUGCCCCGAACAUCCAUGGGAAAACACCCCUUUUGGUGGCGAUGGACAUCGGACGUGCUGAUAUAGCCGCAUUGCUGUUCGACCAUGGCGCAAACCCCUUCACAAAAGACACUCAAGGCCUCUCUCCUUUCCAUGUGGCUCUCCGGUGGGAAAGCAGCAGCACCUUGACCAAAUUCCAACUGCACAGGGAGUUCGACUCUCUUUCUUGGGACGACAAGAUCAAAGUCCUGUGGUUUGCAGCGCGCAACGGGCAUCACACAAGCUUGAGACUGUUCCUGAGCAAGAUAAUUGGUAGUCAAUGGCUUUAUCCUCAAAGUCCGGCUUACCAGUAUCGAGAUUCUAUCAGCAAAGCUAUCCACAUCGCGGUUAAGGCCUGCCAGGUCGAAAACGCUAAUGCUCUCCUAUCUUUCGGAGUGAGGGUUGACACGCCUGACUCCAGGGGUAACACGCCCCUCCUAUUGGCAUGCCAAAUAGGUCGCCUCGAGCAAGGAUUCAACCCGUACCACCGCGCAUAUAUGUGUGAGAUGCUCGUCAACAACGGAGCCGACAUACUGGCAAGGAACCACAGCUACCAGACAAUCAUUGCGCUCGCGCAAGCCUACGCCGACUUUCCGCUCAUGACGCUCUUACUCGAGCACACAUUGAAUGUAAAUAACUUCGACCAGGAAACCAAGCGGAACCGCAUAAUCAAAUCCAUCAGGAGUGAUAGAAAGGGAGAGGUAUACAACAAAGAAGCAGAGGCUCUCAUCGGGAAUGAGUCCAUCAAGCCAGGCUUCCUUCGCAGCGCAGCCGCAAAAAGCGAGUGGGAGUUCGUGAUGACCUGUCUUGCUGGACAGUUCAUGAAAAAAGAGAAAAUCAAAGAGGUCUUCGGGGCACACAGAUGGCCAACUGGCGUUGAUAGCAUCGAUAUGAUGCUUUACUACUCCGUCAACAAGGAUCGAAAUUUCGUUGCGCACCUCUACAAACUUUCGAAUAAAAGCAUUGGAGAAGAUGCGAAAUUCUUUCACCGUGUUCAAAUCGGGCGCCGGGAUUUGGACGUUGAUCUUGAUGAAGCGAGGGAGAUGCUGAAUAGUAUUAUCUGGCCGGAAAAGCAGGACAAAGAUCGAAUAAAUCCUCUUAAGUCGCUAUUAGACUUGUCACAUUGGCCUCAAAUUCCGGACGAAGAAGACCGUCAUUCGGAAAACAAGGAACAAGAAGAGGGCACGAGGAAGAUAUGGACGGGUUGGCUUGACAAGUUUGACAAAUGCAAGAAGGACAAGAACGAGACUGAAGAGGAUGCGGAAGAAGAACUGGAUAUGUCUGAUGAAGGGAUGAAGAUUAGUACCCCCAGAAUCUCGGUAAAGUCUGCGCAAUCAUUUUUCCCUGAUCAAGAUAUGGAUGCGAGGGAGAAGUAA